This is a messenger RNA of Colletotrichum truncatum, 165 nucleotides long. The record is from RefSeq and is a predicted model, not a curated record. NCBI's taxonomy places the organism in Eukaryota, Fungi, Ascomycota, Sordariomycetes, Glomerellales, Glomerellaceae.
AUGGCUGACGAACGGGAGGAAACUAGCCGCUUGUACGGCCCUCCAAGAAUCACAAUUGUUCCUCACGAAGGUCUUGAGGAAGGACCGCCCUUGCUGCACGCGAGCCGUCUUCCGAGCCAGCGUAGGUUAGCCACUAAAGCGGUUAUCACCAUGCUAACACUUUGA